AGGAGAGGGCCAGGGGAGAUGCUGAGGACGCUGGGGACAGAUGCUUGUCGUGAGGAGUCCUUUAACUUCAUUGGAAGGCCAACUUUCUUUCUAAGCUGCUGCACUAAUGUAGGAAAUUACCCUAUCAAGCCCCUCGUCCCCAACUCCAGCCUCAAGAACAAACUUCAUGCAAUCCAGAAUGUCCCCCAAGCACAGAGAAGCCAUGCUGACCCCGGGACUCCGCUGUGUCCCCCUUUGCACUCAGCUGAUUUCCUGGCCUCUGUCCCUGCGUCAUGUUCUUAAUUCUUUUGCACUCUUACUUUUGCCAUUCUGUUUCCACCUACCUCUCCUUUGCCGCUCAUCCCCUUGUGUCUUCCUUGAUUUCCACUGUCAUCUCUCACACCUGUUCUCCCUCCCAGUCCAUUAUCUUCUCCUCUCCCUCCCCACCUGUUCCUUCCACCUGCCGCUGUUCCUCCCAUUAUUUCUUCUACCUGUUCCCUGAAGCAGGUACCCUCCGCCCUCCGCUGGUUUCCGCAGCCGCCCAUUCUCCCGGGUUUGCUCUCUGCCCGGCCCCUGCCUUCCCCUAAGGCCUGGGCUCUCCCCUUCAGCUCCUCUGAGCACAAACAAACCCGUUGGACGGGCCUCCCUGCGUUCCGGGAGGAGUUGUCAUGGCAACAAGAGUACAGCUGCCACCUGACACCACCAGCGGCUGGUAUGGGGCUGAGUCACUCACACACCCCAAGGCCACCCACUCCAGCUGACUACCCUCCUCCAUCCCACCCUCGUCUUUUCCACUGACCUGCCGGCCUCCCAGCCCAGUGCUGUGGGAGAGGUCUCAAUUAUUCCCUCCUGAGAGGUGGUGCUCCCAGUGUGGGUGGGGUGGCCUCCUGGAAGAAGGGGGAUACUGAAGGGGGUGGUUCCCAAACCUGGCCACACGUUUUACAGGGUCACCUAGGGCCGUUUUUAUAAACACAGGCUCUGAAGCCCCUUCCUGGACACACUGAAUUAGAAUCUUUGGACGUAUGGCCCAGAAAUCAGUCAGGUUUUUUUAAGCUCUCCAGAUAAUUCUUUUCAGCCAGCCCAGCACUAGUCUGAGGGCCCCCAUGUGGUGGCCAUAGCUUCUAGGGAUCCCUGUCAUCUUCUCCUGGGCUUCUCUGCCCUUCUGGUUGGGUCUUCAGGCUGGCUUAUGAAAUACUCAUAUCAGUGUUUCCAUAGAUGAGAGAAGACAGAAGGCGUGGGUUAUGGAGAAUGUCGCCUCUUUGGGGGAAAGUUUCCCUGGUGCCCUGACUUUGGAUACAUGAAGCCUCUAGAACUGUCGUGAUGUCUGCUCACAUGGCACGCGAUACCUGGGACUGUUGCUCUGUCUGUGCACCCCGUGCUGUGGCUAGGCGUUUACCUCCGCCACUGAGUGGGGCUCUCUGCAGAGGCAUCUCUGUGUGGGCUUUGCCUCGCGCUGGGCCUCACACCAGUAGGUGUGACUGAAUGAAGACGGGAGAGGGGCAAGAGUAGGCUGUAAGGGAUAAGAGCUGGAGCCCAGAGAGAAACAGGAAGGGAAUGGUAGAUGUGCCCAGCGGUGGGUGUGCUGGGGGCCUGGGAUGGCCUGGCUGGGGAGGGCCUGGUGGGCCCAGUGGCAGGGAAGGGGCGAGAGCUGGAGGUGAUGACAAACAGUGGGAGGGAUGACAAGCACCCAUUUCACAGAUAAGGGGACCUAAGCAAUUUCUCUUUCUCUGCUCUCCGAACUGGGACUCAAAGCCCAUGUCCAGAAGAGGGACCUCCCAGAGUCACCCAAAGAGGGGCCAUCCUUGCCACACCUGGAAACCUUUGGGAAGCCGGGUUUGGCUUUCGGGCACCCUCUCUUGGCUUUUCUGUACUCUUAGGCAACUCGGGGCCUGAUGGGCAGGUCUCAGAGGCGCUUGCAGUUGCCUCCUCUGCCCCCGCAGGGCCUGGCCCUGCCCCAGCCGGCCGGGCUCCGCCUCCCACCCCUCCCCCGGCACUGUCCAACCUGUUUGUCUGGAGCUGCCUCUGUCUCCUCUCCCCACAGCCAGGUGUGCCCUGCUACUUGUCCCGGAGCUCAGGAGCUCAGACGUCCGGUAGCUCCUUUUUUCCCACUCCUCGAAACUUCUACCAUCUUUGAACCAGCCCCCCACCCGGGACCCCAGCCUCUCGGGAUCCCAGGCUCCAGGGGAAGCAGAACCUCCCGCCUGCCCCGGUGUGGGCAGAGCAUGGACUCUGGGCCCCAGGCUGUGUAGAAGGCAGCAGGCACCAUGAAUGGGAAUGGAGUGAGCAGGGUGCACGGGCACGGCCUGAACGGGGCUGGUGAGUUUUACUAUGAGGCUGUGGAAGGGUCUCAGAACCCCGGGGGCCUCAUGCUCUCACCUGCUGCCUUCAUCAACCCCACUCAGUACGCCAGCGUGCUGGAUGGACGCUUCAAACAGCUACAAGAUGAGCGAGAAGCCGUGCAGAAGAAAACCUUCACGAAGUGGGUGAACUCACACCUGGCCCGGGUGACAUGCCGGGUAGGAGACCUGUACAGCGACCUCCGGGAUGGACGUAACCUGCUGAGGCUCCUCGAGGUGCUCUCGGGAGAGACACUGCCAAAGCCCACAAAGGGCCGCAUGCGUAUCCACUGCCUGGAGAACGUGGACAAGGCCCUGCAGUUCCUGAAAGAGCAGAAAGUACACUUGGAGAAUAUGGGCUCCCAUGACAUUGUGGACGGGAACCACCGCCUGACCCUGGGGCUGGUCUGGACCAUCAUCCUUCGAUUUCAGAUCCAAGACAUCAGUGUGGAAACAGAAGACAACAAGGAGAAGAAGUCAGCCAAGGACGCCUUGCUGUUGUGGUGUCAGAUGAAGACGGCAGGGUAUCCCAAUGUCAAUGUGCACAACUUCACCACCAGCUGGAGAGAUGGGCUGGCCUUCAACGCCAUUGUGCAUAAGCAUCGGCCAGACCUGCUGGAUUUUGAGUCCCUGAAGAAGUGCAAUGCACACUACAACCUGCAGAAUGCUUUCAAUCUGGCUGAGAAGGAGCUGGGACUUACGAAGCUGCUGGAUCCUGAAGAUGUGAAUGUGGACCAACCAGAUGAGAAAUCAAUCAUUACCUAUGUGGCUACUUACUACCACUACUUCUCCAAGAUGAAGGCCCUGGCCGUGGAAGGCAAAAGAAUUGGGAAGGUGCUGGACUACGCCAUGGAGGCAGAACGCCUGGUGGAGAAAUAUGAGUCCCUGGCCUCAGAGCUGCUGCAGUGGAUCGAGCAAACGAUCGUGACCCUCAAUGACCGGCAGCUGGCCAACUCCCUGAGUGGGGUCCAGAACCAGCUGCAGUCUUUCAAUUCCUACCGCACGGUGGAGAAGCCGCCCAAAUUCACAGAGAAAGGGAACUUGGAAGUACUGCUGUUCACCAUCCAGAGCAAGCUGCGGGCCAACAAUCAGAAGGUCUACACGCCCCGUGAGGGUCGGCUCAUCUCUGACAUCAACAAGGCCUGGGAGCGGCUGGAGAAGGCGGAGCACGAGCGUGAGCUGGCCCUGCGCACCGAGCUGAUCCGCCAGGAGAAGCUGGAACAGCUGGCCGCCCGCUUUGAUCGCAAGGCUGCCAUGAGAGAGACCUGGCUUAGCGAGAACCAGCGCCUCGUGUCCCAGGACAACUUUGGGCUGGAGCUGGCAGCAGUGGAGGCGGCGGUGCGGAAGCACGAAGCCAUCGAGACGGACAUCGUGGCCUACAGUGGCCGCGUGCAGGCUGUAGACGCCGUGGCCGCAGAGCUGGCCGCCGAGCGCUACCACGACAUCAAGCGCAUUGCGGCACGGCAGCACAAUGUGGCCCGGCUCUGGGACUUCCUGCGGCAGAUGGUGGCCGCCCGGCGGGAGCGGCUCCUCAUCAACCUGGAGCUGCAGAAGGUGCUUCAGGACCUGCUGUACCUCAUGGACUGGAUGGGAGAGAUGAAGGGCCGGCUGCAGUCUCAGGACCUGGGCAAGCAUCUGGCUGGAGUGGAGGACCUGCUGCAGCUACACGAGCUGGUGGAAGCGGACAUCGCUGUGCAGGCUGAGAGGGUGCGGGCUGUCAGUGCCUCUGCCCUGCGCUUCUGUGACCCAGGAAAAGAAUACAAACCAUGCGACCCACAGCUGGUGUCAGAGCGGGUGGCCACUCUGGAGCAGAGCUACGAGGCACUGUGCGAGUUGGCCGCAGCCAGGCGGGCCCGUCUGGAGGAGUCCCGGCGCCUCUGGCGGUUCCUCUGGGAGGUGGGCGAGACCGAGGCCUGGGUGCGGGAGCAGCAGCACUUGUUGGCUUCAGCCGACACUGGCCGGGACCUGACUGGCGUCCUCCGCCUGCUCAACAAGCACACAGCCCUGCGAGACGAGAUGAGUGGCCGGCUGGGACCCUUGAAGCUCACCCUGGAGCAGGGUCAGCAGUUAGUUGCCGAGGGCCACCCUGGGGCAGACCAGGCCGCUGCCCGCGCUGCAGAGCUCCAGGCCCAGUGGGAACAGCUGGAGGCUCUGGCGGAGGAGCGUGCCCAGCGGCUCGCCCAGGCCGCCAGCCUCUACCAGUUCCAGGCAGAUGCAAAUGACAUGGAGGCCUGGCUGGUGGAUGCACUGCGCCUGGUGUCCAGUCCCGAGCUGGGGCACGAUGAGUUCUCCACGCAGGCCCUGGCCCGGCAGCAUCGGGCCCUGGAGGAGGAGAUCCGAGGGCACCGGCCAACACUGGAUGCCCUGAGGGAUCAGGCCUUGGCCCUGCCUCCCGCACUGAGCCACACACCCGAGGUGCAGGGGAGGGUGCCCACCCUGGAGCGCCACUACGAGGAGCUGCAGGCCCGGGCAGGAGAGCGAGCCCGGGCCCUGGAGGCGGCCCUGGCUCGCUACACCAUGCUCAGCGAGGCUGGGGCCUGUGGGCUGUGGGUGGAGGAGAAGGAGCAGUGGCUGAACGGGCUUACCCUGCCUGAGCGCCUGGAGGACCUGGAAGUCGUGCAGCAAAGGUUCGAGACCCUGGAGCCCGAAAUGAACGCUCUUGCAGCACGAGUUACUGCCGUGAAUGACAUCGCAGAGCAGUUGCUGAAGGCCAACCCUCCGGGCAAGGACAGCAUUGUCAACACCCAGAAGCAGCUCAACCACAGGUGGCAGCAGUUUCGGUCCCUGGCAGAUGGCAAGAAGGCAGCUCUGACAUCAGCCCUGAGUAUCCAGAACUACCAUUUAGAGUGCACAGAGACCCAGGCCUGGAUGAGAGAGAAGACCAAGGUCAUCGAGUCCACCCAGGGCCUGGGCAAUGACCUUGCUGGGGUCCUGGCCCUGCAGCGUAAGCUGGCUGGCACGGAGCGGGACCUGGAGGCCAUCGCCGCACGGGUGGGUGAACUGACUCGUGAGGCAAAUGCCCUGGCUGCUGGCCACCCAGCCCAAGCCCCUGCCAUCAAGUCCCGGCUUGGAGAGGUGCAAGCCGGCUGGGAAGACCUCAGGGCCACCAUGCGACGUCGAGAGGAGUCGCUGGGUGAGGCGCGGCGGCUGCAGGACUUCCUGCGCAGCUUGGAUGACUUCCAGGCUUGGCUAGGUCGCACGCAGACCGCUGUGGCUUCUGAAGAAGGGCCAGCCACCCUGCCUGAGGCAGAGGCCCUCCUGGCCCAACAUGCAGCCCUGCGGGGAGAGGUGGAGCGGGCGCAGAGCGAGUACAGCCGUCUGCGGGCCUUGGGUGAGGAGGUGACCCGGGACCAGGCCGAUACCCAGUGCCUCUUCCUACGACAGCGACUGGAAGCCUUGGGAACCGGCUGGGAGGAGCUGGGCCGCAUGUGGGAAAGCCGGCAAGGCCGUCUGGCCCAGGCCCAUGGCUUCCAGGGCUUCCUGCGGGAUGCUCGCCAGGCCGAGGGCGUGCUUAGCAGCCAGGAAUAUGUUUUGUCGCACACGGAGAUGCCGGGAACACUCCAGGCUGCUGAUGCCACCAUAAAAAAACUGGAAGACUUCAUGAGCACCAUGGAGGCCAACGGGGAGCGGAUCCGUGGGCUCCUGGAGGCCGGGCGCCAGCUGGUGUCUGAGGGCAACAUCCAUGCAGAGAAGAUCCGAGAGAAGGCAGACUCCAUUGAGAGGAGACACAGGAAGAAUCAAGAAGCGGUGCAGCAGCUUUUGGGCCGUCUUCGGGAAAACCGAGAGCAGCAGCAUUUCUUACAAGAUUGUCAUGAGCUGAAACUCUGGAUUGACGAGAAGAUGCUGACAGCCCAGGACGUGUCCUAUGACGAGGCCCGCAACCUGCACACCAAGUGGCAGAAGCACCAGGCGUUCAUGGCUGAGCUGGCUGCCAACAAGGACUGGCUGGAUAAAGUAGACAAGGAAGGGCGAGAGCUGAGCCUCGAGAAGCCAGAGCUGAAAGCUCUGGUGUCGGAGAAGCUAGAGGAUCUGCACAAGCGCUGGGACGAGCUGGAGACCACCACCCAGGCCAAGGCCCGCAGCCUGUUUGAUGCCAACCGAGCCGAGCUGUUUGCCCAGAGCUGCUCCGCCCUGGAGAGCUGGCUACUGAGCCUGCAGGCCCAGCUGCACUCCGACGACUAUGGCAAGGACCUCACCAGUGUCAACAUUCUGCUCAAGAAGCAGCAGAUGCUGGAACGGGAGAUGGCUGUGCGGGAGAAGGAAGUGGAGGCCAUCCAGGCCCAGGCGAAAGCACUGGCCCAGGAAGACCAGGGUGCAGGGGAGGUGGAGAGGACCUCGAGGGCCGUGGAGCAGAAGUUCAGGGCCCUGUGCCAGCCCAUGAAGGAGCGCUGCCAGCGCCUGCAAGCCUCUCGAGAGCAGCACCAGUUCCACAGGGACGUGGAGGACGAGAUCUUGUGGGUGACAGAGCGGCUACCCAUGGCUAGCUCCAGGGAACAUGGCAAGGACCUGCCCAGUGUCCAGCUCCUCAUGAAGAAAAACCAGACCCUGCAGAAGGAGAUACAGGGCCACGAGCCACGGAUUGCAGACCUAACAGAGCGGCAGCGUGCCCUGGGUGCGGUCGCAGCAGGCCCAGAGUUGGCCGAGCUGCAGGAAAUGUGGAAACGCCUGAGCCACGAGCUGGAACUGCGAGCGAAGCGACUGGAGGAGGCCCUGCGGGCCCAGCAGUUCUACCGCGAUGCCGCCGAGGCAGAGGCCUGGAUGGGCGAGCAAGAGUUACACAUGAUGGGCCAAGAGAAAGCCAAGGAUGAGCUGAGUGCCCAGGCCGAGGUGAAGAAACAUCAGGUAUUGGAGCAAGCCCUGGCCGACUACGCCCAGACCAUCCAUCAGCUAGCAGCCAGCAGCCAAGACAUGAUUGACCAUGACCACCCAGAGAGCACGAGGAUAUCCAUCCGCCAAGCCCAGGUGGACAAGCUGUUCGCCAGCCUGAAGGAGCUGGCCGGGGAGCGGCGGGAGCGCCUACAGGAGCACUUGCGGUUGUGUCAGCUCCGCCGCGAGCUUGAUGACCUGGAGCAGUGGAUCCAGGAGCGCGAGGUGGUGGCAGCCUCCCACGAGCUGGGCCAGGACUAUGAGCAUGUGACGAUGCUCCGGGACAAAUUCCGAGAGUUCUCCCGGGACACAAGCACCAUCGGUCAGGAGCGCGUGGAUACUGCCAACUCAUUGGCCAAUGGGCUCAUCACGGGGGGCCACGCCGCCCGGGCCACUGUGGCCGAGUGGAAGGACAGUCUCAACGAGGCCUGGGCCGACCUGCUUGAGCUGCUGGACACGCGGGGGCAGGUGCUGGCCGCCGCACACGAGCUGCAGCGCUUCCUGCAUGGGGCACGCCAGGCCCUGGCACGGGUGCAGCACAAGCAGCAGCAGCUCCCGGACGGAACCGGCCGGGACCUCAACGCCGCUGAGGCCCUACAGCGCCGACAUUGUGCCUUUGAGCAUGACAUCCAGGCCCUCAGCACCCAGGUCCAGCAGGUCCAGGAUGAUGGCCACCGGCUCCAGAAGGCCUACGCCGGAGACAAGGCCGAGGAGAUUGGCCGCCACAUGCAGGCUGUGGCCGAGGCCUGGGCCCAGCUUCAGGGAAGCUCUGCCGCCCGCCGCCAGCUGCUGCUGGACACCACGGACAAGUUCCGCUUCUUCAUGGCUGUCCGGGAGCUGAUGCUGUGGAUGGAUGGGGUGAACGUGCAGAUGGAUGCCCAGGAGCGGCCCCGGGAUGUGUCCUCUGCAGACCUGGUCAUCAAGAACCACCAGGGCAUCAAGGCUGAGAUAGAGGCCAGGGCCGAUCGCUUCUCCUCUUGCAUUGAGAUGGGGCAGGGGCUGCUCGCCAGGAGCCACUACGCAGCUGAGGAGAUCUCAGAGAAGCUGUCUCAGCUGCAGGCACGGCGCCAGGAGACAGCUGACAAGUGGCAUGAGAGGAUGGACUGGCUCCAGCUUGUUUUGGAGGUGCUUGUGUUUGGAAGAGAUGCAGGAAUGGCAGAGGCCUGGUUAUGCAGCCAGGAGCCACUGGUGCGAAGCGCCGAGCUGGGCUGCACAGUCGAUGAAGUUGAGAGCCUCAUCAAGCGGCACGAGGCCUUCCAGAAGUCCGCAGUGGCUUGGGAGGAGCGUUUCAGCGCGCUGGAGAAGCUCACUGCGCUGGAGGAGCAGGAGAAAGAGCGGAAAAGACAGAGGGAGGAGGAGGAGCGGAGGAGACAGCCCCCUACUCCAGAGCCCGCAGCCACUCUGACCGAAGGGGUCCUGGUGGACAGGCAGACGGUUCCUGAUGCUUCCUGGGACGGAACCCACCCCCGGCUACCAGCGUCCACACAGCCAGCCAGCAUUAACGGAGUCUGCACAGAUGCAGAGUCCCCACAGGAGUCUGGCGCAGGGGAUGAGGCCAACGGGCCACAGGGAGAGAGAGAGACCCGGCCACAGGGCUCGGCCCCUCCUGUCAUGCCCCAGAGCAGGUCGUCCGAGUCAGCCCGGGUUGCCACCUUGCCCCCUCGAGGCCCAGAGCUUUCUGCCCAGGAACAGAUGGAGGGAAUGCUGUGCCGCAAACAGGAGAUGGAGGCCUUCGGCAAGAAGGCCGCCAACAGGUCAUGGCAGAAUGUGUACUGCGUCCUGCGGCGUGGGAGCCUUGGCUUUUACAAGGAUGCGAAGGCAGCCAGCAUGGGAGUGCCAUACCAUGGAGAAGUGCCUGUCAGCCUGGCCAGGGCCCAGGGCAGCGUCGCCUCUGAUUAUCGAAAGCGCAAACAUGUUUUCAAGCUGGGCUUACAGGAUGGAAAAGAAUAUUUAUUCCAAGCCAAGGAUGAGGCAGAGAUGAGCUCAUGGCUGCGGGUGGUGAAUGCAGCCAUUGCCGCUGCGUCCUCUGCCUCUGGAGAGCCUGAAGAGCCAGCAGUGCCCAGUGCCACCCGGGGCAUGACCCGGGCUAUGACCAUGCCCCCAGUAUCGCCGGUCGGGGCUGAGGGGCCUGUGGUACUUCGCAGCAAGGAUGGCAGAGAACGAGAGCGAGAAAAACGCUUCAGCUUCUUCAAGAAGAACAAGUAGUUGGGGGCGAGUCUCCCAGGCCAGCUCCCUCCCUCUGUUCAGGAAACUGCCAGGGACUGUCAACGGGGACCACCCUCUUGUCAGGACAACUGCCUGCUGCUAGGGUCUGUUGCCAAGGUCAACCCAUCACCAGGAACUGUCUCUGGGGACAAGUCAGUGUUCCCAAGGGCAACCCUACUCUUCUGCUAUUUAAUUCCAGACUGGUGGUGGGACCCAGGCAACCCCCAAUUCCACUCCCCGCCACUUGUUCCUUCUUCCCCCAGCCUUAUGCCUCUGUCCCCACCACAGUGCGGACAGUGCCGCACCCUCAACAUAGGCCAUGUGGGGAAUGGUGGCCCCUGCCUCAGGGUCAUUCUCCCACCACAGCUAGGGCACACCGUCUGGUUCCUUGCCCCUGGGGACCAGCCAGGAACCUCUCAGAGCUGAAGCAGGACCUGGGGGCAAGACUGUCAGAUGAUGGAGUCAGAGAUGCUGAAGCUCCCCCUUCCUGUCCUUCCUCAUCCUCUGACUCGAGUGACCACUCCCAUCUCCAGCGAGUCUCAAUGGCUUCCAGGUGUGAGUUGUUCAGGGGCAACCACAGCCUUGAGUCUUGCCAAGGAGUGAUUAAACAGCUCAGCUUCUCUUA
This is a messenger RNA of Hipposideros armiger (great roundleaf bat), 10011 nucleotides long. RefSeq names its product spectrin beta, non-erythrocytic 2 (gene SPTBN2). The transcript has 35 exons. Gene Ontology annotation, cellular component: spectrin. Gene Ontology annotation, molecular function: actin binding; structural constituent of cytoskeleton; phospholipid binding. Bases 2244 to 9386 code for a protein of 2380 amino acids. The record is from RefSeq and is a predicted model, not a curated record. Lineage: Eukaryota; Metazoa; Chordata; Mammalia; Chiroptera; Hipposideridae.